AUGAGUCAACAAAUCUUACCGGAUUGCAUUCUUCUCAUACAUCAUUUGUGCAUUAACGGGAAAAAAGUCUCACCUGUGAUGCUGGGUCCAGCCUACAACCACACAAUGGAAACCCCUGCCUCCUUCCUCCUUGUGGGUAUCCCAGGACUGCAAUCUUCACAUCUUUGGCUGGCUAUCUCACUGAGUGCCAUGUACAUCAUAGCCCUGUUAGGAAACACCCUCAUCGUGACUGCAAUCUGGAUGGAUUCCACUCUGCAUGAGCCCAUGUAUUGCUUUCUGUGUGUUCUGGCUGCUGUGGACAUUGUUAUGGCCUCCUCAGUGGUACCCAAGAUGGUGAACAUCUUCUGCUCAGGAGAAAGCUCCAUCAGCUUUAAUGCUUGUUUCAUUCAGAUGUUUUUUGUCCACUUAGCCACAGCUGUGGAGACGGGGCUGCUGCUGACCAUGGCUUUUGACCGCUAUGUAGCCAUCUGCAAGCCUCUACACUACAAGAGGAUUCUCACGCCUCAAGUAAUGCUGGGAAUGAGUAUGGCCAUCACCAUCAGAGCUGUCACAUUCAUGACUCCACUGAGUUGGAUGGUGAGUCAUCUACCUUUCUGUGGCUCCAAUGUGGUUCUCCACUCUUACUGUGAGCACAUAGCUUUGGCCAGGUUAGCAUGUGCUGACCCUGUGCCCAGCAGUCUCUACAGUCUGAUUGGUUCCUCUAUUAUGGUGGGCUCUGAUGUGGCCUUCAUUGCUGCCUCCUAUAUCUUAAUUCUCAGGGCAGUAUUUGGUCUCUUCAAGACUGCUCAGUUGAAAGCAUUAAGCACAUGUGGCUCCCAUGUGGGGGUUAUGGCUUUGUACUAUCUACCUGGGAUGGCAUCCAUCUAUGCGGCCUGGUUGGGGCAGGAUGUAGUGCCCUUGCACACCCAAGUGCUGCUAGCUGACCUGUACGUGAUCAUCCCAGCCACCUUAAAUCCCAUCAUCUAUGGCAUGAGGACCAAACAAUUGCCGGAGAGAAUAUGGAGUUAUCUGAUGCACGUCCUCUUUGACCAUUCCAACCUGGGCUCAUGA
This is a messenger RNA of Pongo pygmaeus (Bornean orangutan), 1050 nucleotides long. RefSeq names its product olfactory receptor 52I2-like. Lineage: Eukaryota; Metazoa; Chordata; Mammalia; Primates; Hominidae. The record is from RefSeq and is a predicted model, not a curated record. Gene Ontology annotation, biological process: G protein-coupled receptor signaling pathway. Gene Ontology annotation, cellular component: plasma membrane. Gene Ontology annotation, molecular function: G protein-coupled receptor activity; olfactory receptor activity.